GCCUCUGCACCUAGAGGCCGGCUUUGAGGGAAGACGGGCAGAGGCGGGGGAGACAGGAGAGAGAAAUAAAUGGUCAAUUCCUCCUUAACUCCGGGCCCCCUCGCGGGCCUCACCCCUCCUCCCGGGGGCUGAGAUUGGAGAGGAAGUGGGAAGGCUCCAAUCUGUUCCUCACUCCAGCGCCCUCAUGCCCCCACCCUUCUCCUCAGCUCGGGGCUUCGGCGCGCCUCGUUCCCGCCCCUCGCCCCGGGAGAGGAGCGGGCGGCGUGGGAGGGCUCGCGGAGAAAGGCCCAGGGGAUCGGAUGACCUCCACCCGGCAGCCACAUCCUCAGCUGCAGAGACCCGAAGCCGUCCGCCCUCAGGCGAGCCAGGCCCGAGGGCAGCCCCGGAGACCGCGGUGGCCGGAUGCGCGGGCGCGUCACUUCCGGGCGGUGCAGCGGCGGCGGCUUGGAAGAUGGCUGCGCCCUGUGGCUCGGAGCUGCCCGCCAACUCGCCGCUAAAAAUCCCGAAGAUGGAGGUGCUCUCCCCGGCUUCUCCUGGUGGCCUGAGCGACGGAAAUCCAUCGCUGUCCGACCCUUCCACGCCUCGGGGUGCCUCCCCGCUCGGGCCGGGCAGUGCGGCGGGCUCGGGGGCAGCGGCGUCCGGGGGUCUUGGGCUGGGGCUGGGGGGCCGCAGCGCCGCCUCGUCCUCGGUCUCCUUCUCCCCUGGUGGCGGCGGUGGCGGGGCUGCGGCAGCCGCCGCCGCCGCCUGCCGGGGCAUGUCGUGGACGCCAGCCGAGACGAACGCGCUCAUCGCAGUGUGGGGCAACGAGCGGCUGGUGGAGGCGCGGUACCAGCAGCUGGAGGGAGCCGGCACGGUGUUCGGCAGCAAGGCCCCCGGGCCAGCCAUGUACGAGCGCGUGUCCCGGGCCCUGGCCGAGCUGGGCUACGAGCGGACCCCGUCCCAGUGCCGGGAGCGCAUCAAGCUGGUUCGAUGCCCAGAACUGAAUGCUGUGCUCCAGCUGUGGCCUCACCGGUGCUGAAUAGAGAGGAAGAGCCACCUUCAUAGCUUACAUGUGAUUCCUCUGCCUAUACAACCCAAUACUGGAUUUACUUACUUUGGCAAGAUAGCUGCAUUGUGCACUGUAUUUAAUGUUACGUGUACUGUAACCCUGGGUCUUUCUCUGCAUUGCUGCCGUUAAACCCCCAAUCCUGCCAAUCUAAAACUCCUGCCUUUGUUUACCUUCCCCCUCCCCCAUAGACUCCCCAUACAUUCAUCCACAAUGAAUGUCAUCUUUUUAUUCUCUCAUUUCCUUUUACUGUAAUCUUAAACUUUGGCAAAACUUUCACUCUGUCCUAUAAAUUGUCACUUGUCAGCCAUCUUAUUUUUCUUCCUGCUUUGGUAAUGGGACAUCUUUCAAGUCUUUUCUCUGGUUCUUUUGUCUUUGUAGUCAUUAAGUGCUUGUCAUGGUGGAUUUAAUAAGCAUUCCCUUGCCAUUUCUUCCAAAUACCCAUGAACUCCUCUGGGUUGACCACCAAUCAAGUUGUUACCUAUGCUUUAGUUCUUCAAUCCAGGGUUUCUUGAUUCCUGACCUCUAUCCCUACAGCUUCAAUCAGGAUACAGUAUUCUCUCACAACUCCUCCUCCAGGGAGGAGACAAAAGCAUCAUGUCAGUUUACUGGGGAGCUUUCCAAUAGUAAGGAAGAUUAUAAUAUUUAAUUGUAAAUGGAAUCGAUUUUAAUACUUUUGAGCAAAUUUCUGCCCCCACCCCAGACCUUAAUUUUUAGAAACUAUUAAGCUUAAUUUAUUACAGAUUUCUAGGACAACUAAGGUAAAGGAAAAAGGAAAGGAAGCGAGAUUUUUGUGUUGAAUAAGACAUGGUUCUCCAAGAAAGCCACAUCGAAGUUCUUGUUGGAUUUGAGAGCUGUCUGAAAUGGGAAUUGAGGCUUCGUUUUUCUGAGCAUUAUUGUAAUCUCAGCUCUAGAGUAGGUUUUUAAGUCGGUUUAUUUAGGACUGUUGACACACACAGUCUUAAUUACAUGCUUUGGCUAAUUUAGAGUGUGGAAAAUGUAACCUAUUUUGCUUUAUUAUGAGUGAUAAUUGGAAGUUCUCCAUGUCCUUUUUAUUCAUCUCUAAACUCCCUCAAGUUUAACUAAAUCCCAUUGCUUGUUACAAUAGCAGUCAAGAAGAAGUUUAAGUUCUUAUUCUUUUUUUCUUAAUUGAUGUGUUCUAUUUAAACAGCGUUUCCUUGGAUCUGUGGUCUUCACUGAACCCAGAAAGUACCUCUUAAGUGCAUUUAUAUCUUGAGAGAGUUAAAAUUAGUUGGGAAAUCUUUUUUAACAUGAUUUCAAUACAUCAAAUUCCUAUCAUGGAUUUAGAAGCUACCUAAUAUCUUUCCUUUGAGCCCUGAUAGAUAUUUUACAUGCUAGCAUAUUGCACUAUUCAAGUGUAUUACAAAAGUACACUACAAAGUAAGAGGUGGCAAUAUCUGUUAGUGUCUUUGAUAAAUCGUAAAUGUAUCACUUUUCUUUCAGAUGUGUAACCAUUAGAUAUUGCUAGUUUCCUAUCACAAUUACAUAAGCCAAGUGAAGUAUUAAGCGCAAUUUGGUGGUUCCAACGAGAGUAAGAGUCUUUUCUGUGGUUUCCGGCCUUGUCUGUUGCCAGAGAUUGGUGCCUUUGCUUAUGCUUGUUUUACUUCCUGAUAAGUAUGGUACCUUUCUUCAAAGAAAUGUUAGUUUUAUUCCCUGACUUCUGAAAUAACCCUCAGAACAGAGCCAGCUGGGCUCUUGUGUGUGCUGAAUGCUUUUCUCUGGGCAGUCAGUAAGUAGUGAGCAGUGGCAUGGUUUCCUUCUCCAUUUAUGGCCUUGGAAGGGUGAAAGGGACAUGGUUUGGGACUCUCCAUUUACGGUCCUUGGAGGAGUUGAAAAGAGUGGUUGGGGUGUUCUUGGAGGCAGAAAGUAGACAUUGUGAGAUAAAAAUAAAUUGGCAAGGGAUGUUUGCAAUUCAAAUUCCAAUCCCUGCAAGGAGGGCAGAGGGCACUGGGAAAGGGGGAGUGUGUAGAAAGUCAAAUGAGCUCUGCUGCAGACAUUUGUCUCCUUCCACUGGAAGGUUUGCCCACGACACGUCUCCCAAGUUCAUAUUUCUGGUUUGUUCUAGGAAGUUUUAUCUUAUGUAAUUGUGACUAUCUCUUACAAAGAGAAAGAAGAAACACUUUUAAAAAGAGUGUAUUGUUAGAAACCUCAGUUCUCUAAGGUAUCAUUUGAGGCUCCAGAAGCCAUCUCAAGAAAGGAAGAAUGAGACAGGUGCUUGUCCAGGGGCUAGGCUGGCUGGCUUUAGGGUUGGAGACUCUUUAAUUAUUGCUCUGUUUUUGUGUGAGGAAGAUCAUCACACAUGUCAUGCUUUUAUUAUCCUUUUACCCAUCUAGAUUUCUGGCUUCGGGGACAGAUUUUUAAAUUAUCUGAAAUAGUGUCUUGUAGAUUGUCAACUGUGAUUUAAAGAUACUGAACUUCCUGGCCGGGUGCAGUGGCUCACGCCUGUAAUCCCAGCACUUUGGG
This is a messenger RNA of Saimiri boliviensis boliviensis (Bolivian squirrel monkey), 3529 nucleotides long. Its product is annotated as myb/SANT-like DNA-binding domain-containing protein 2. Gene Ontology annotation, cellular component: adherens junction; plasma membrane. Lineage: Eukaryota; Metazoa; Chordata; Mammalia; Primates; Cebidae. The record is from RefSeq and is a predicted model, not a curated record. Gene Ontology annotation, biological process: homophilic cell-cell adhesion. Gene Ontology annotation, molecular function: cell-cell adhesion mediator activity.